UCAUAGAGGGGUGUAGAGCUCUUCUCUGUGACUUGGAACUUGGCUUUCUUUUGAAACGCAAAACAUCAUCGACGACGACACACGCCAACACACAGAAACCAACAUUUGAACCACCGAUCCGCCAGAUGCUUCCUCUUUCCCUUCUCAAGACUGCCCAAGGCCACCCUAUGCUGGUGGAACUGAAAAAUGGGGAGACUUAUAACGGGCAUUUGGUUAAUUGCGAUACGUGGAUGAACAUUCAUCUUCGAGAAGUCAUUUGUACCUCGAAAGACGGAGAUAGAUUUUGGCGGAUGCCUGAAUGCUACAUACGAGGCAAUACAAUUAAGUACCUUCGAGUUCCUGAUGAGGUUAUUGACAAAGUUCAGGAAGAAACCAAGAGCCGUGCAGAUCGCAAACCACCUGGUGUGGGACGUGGAAGGGGAAGAGGUAGGGAGGAUGGUGCUGGUGGACGCCAAACAAAAGGAAUUGGGCGUGGUCUCGAUGAUGGUGGUGCUAAGGGAGCUGGAGGAGGGCGAGGAAGAGGUGGCCUAGGUGGAAAACCUGGUGGAAACAGAGGUGCAGGGCGAGGUAGAGGUUGAUUCAAACAAGUGAUAUGAACUACAAGUUCAGAUGGGCCAGUUUCCAAGUUUAAGAGGCAUUUGCGCUUGUCUCUUAUGCGUAUCAGCUGCAGAUUUGGUGUUUCCUGUGCAUCCUUGGAUUUUAGCUUUCCAGUGUUUUUCUUGUGUUUAUGGUAUAAAAAAAAAAAGUGUUGGUGCUAUUAUAUUACUCGAGGAAAGCUUCUAUGCCUGCAUAAUCUUUCAUACCUUCCCAAUGGCAAACUUGCUAUUAUAUUUAGAGAUGUUCCACCUGUACAUAAAUGUUUGGGGGUCUUAGCUUGAACUCAUGUUUUAGUAUUUUCUAAGGCAGUUAGAGAUGAACUGUGUCCUUCCCCUCUCAUGCUGAAUAGUGAUUCUUGCCAGUGUUGAAGGCUGAAGUAACAAUGAAACUGAUAAAAGUUGCCAGCAGAGUUUGGCUUUGUGUGCAAUUUGGUUCUCUUGUAUGUUUUGGGGAGGGGGCCAGCUGGUUGCUUUAGCUUUUCUCAGUAAGUCACCCAAUGAAUUACAAACUGAAUGGCUAUGUAUGCCCUUAGUUUUGAUUAAUUUAUUCGUGGUCAGACCCU
Messenger RNA from Gastrolobium bilobum, 1159 nucleotides. RefSeq names its product probable U6 snRNA-associated Sm-like protein LSm4. The record is from RefSeq and is a predicted model, not a curated record. Gene Ontology annotation, molecular function: U6 snRNA binding. The coding region runs from base 126 to 578 and encodes 150 amino acids. The transcript has 7 exons. Lineage: Eukaryota; Viridiplantae; Streptophyta; Magnoliopsida; Fabales; Fabaceae. Gene Ontology annotation, cellular component: U6 snRNP; spliceosomal tri-snRNP complex; P-body. Gene Ontology annotation, biological process: nuclear-transcribed mRNA catabolic process; P-body assembly; spliceosomal snRNP assembly.